Danio aesculapii is the source of this 2080-nucleotide messenger RNA. RefSeq names its product SMAD family member 2 (gene smad2). Lineage: Eukaryota; Metazoa; Chordata; Actinopteri; Cypriniformes; Danionidae. Gene Ontology annotation, molecular function: DNA-binding transcription factor activity, RNA polymerase II-specific; I-SMAD binding; RNA polymerase II cis-regulatory region sequence-specific DNA binding. Gene Ontology annotation, cellular component: heteromeric SMAD protein complex. Bases 411 to 1817 code for a protein of 468 amino acids. The record is from RefSeq and is a predicted model, not a curated record. Gene Ontology annotation, biological process: SMAD protein signal transduction; BMP signaling pathway; cell differentiation. The transcript has 12 exons.
UUGGAGGCCGUCGUCUGCUGCUGUAAUUCGGCUACAGUGGGAAGGAAAAUAUUGUUUUAAAUCGACUUUUACCCACUCGCGAAUAAUCAGUUUCGCUCGGAUUUUAAGCCACCGCUUUAUUACGGAGAACGCUUCGCACAAGAAGGGUAGACCGGGACAGUGAGUCGAUUAGCGGCCCAUGCAGCCUUAACGAGCUCGUGAGACCCCAUCAAAUCACCGAAGAAGGUAACCCCUCACCCCCCCUUUCCUCUCCUGUUUCCUAAACGUCUAUGCCCCCUGCCCCCUCAUAAUCAGCCCAGAGACCCAGUUAGGAACGUUGGGUCUGUUCCUCCCCAUUCUCCUAGCCUCCAUCUGUCUCUCUAACUUCACCUGCCCAGACUGACCGCUCAUCGGACACCCCCUCCAAAAAAAUGUCCUCCAUCUUGCCUUUCACUCCGCCCGUGGUGAAGCGUCUGCUGGGCUGGAAGAAGUCUGCUAGUGGUUCGAGCGGAGCGGGAGGUGGUGGAGAGCAAAACGGCCAGGAGGAGAAGUGGUGUGAGAAGGCAGUCAAAAGCCUGGUUAAGAAGUUGAAGAAAACUGGCCAACUGGACGAGCUGGAGAAGGCCAUCACCACACAAAACCGCAACACCAAGUGUGUCACCAUUCCCAGCAAUUGCUCUGAAAUUUGGGGACUGAGUACACCAAAUACGAUAGAACAGUGGGAAACCUCAGGCCUUUACAGCUACCCUGACCAAACCAGAUCUCUGGACGGGCGUCUGCAAGUGUCUCACCGUAAAGGUCUGCCUCAUGUCAUCUACUGCCGCCUGUGGCGAUGGCCCGACCUGCACAGCCAUCACGAGCUGCGCGCCAUCGAGACCUGCGAGUACGCUUUCAACCUCAAGAAGGACGAAGUCUGCGUCAAUCCCUACCACUACCAGCGGGUGGAGACGCCAGUUCUUCCUCCUGUUCUCGUGCCAAGACACACGGAGAUCCUGACUGAGUUGCCUCCUUUGGACGACUACACCAACUCCAUACCUGAAAACACCAACUUCCCAACAGGGAUCGAGCCCCCUAAUAAUUACAUACCAGAAACUCCUCCACCAGGAUACAUCAGUGAGGAUGGGGAGGCCAGUGACCAGCAGAUGAAUCAAAGUAUGGACACAGGUUCUCCUGCUGAACUGUCACCAAGCACACUCUCGCCUGUCAAUCAUGGCAUGGACCUACAGCCAGUGACUUACUCAGAGCCUGCGUUUUGGUGCUCCAUAGCUUACUAUGAACUCAACCAGCGAGUCGGAGAAACAUUCCACGCCUCUCAGCCUUCCCUCACCGUGGACGGCUUCACAGACCCCUCCAAUUCAGAGCGUUUCUGCCUGGGCCUGCUGUCCAACGUCAACCGCAACGCCACCGUCGAGAUGACCCGAAGACAUAUAGGACGAGGAGUCAGGCUGUAUUAUAUUGGUGGGGAAGUGUUUGCUGAAUGUCUUAGCGAUAGCGCCAUCUUUGUUCAGAGCCCAAACUGUAAUCAGAGGUAUGGCUGGCAUCCUGCAACAGUCUGUAAAAUACCCCCAGGCUGUAACCUGAAGAUCUUCAACAACCAGGAGUUUGCGGCGCUGCUGGCUCAGUCUGUGAACCAGGGCUUCGAGGCUGUUUAUCAGUUGACCAGGAUGUGUACCAUUCGCAUGAGUUUUGUCAAAGGCUGGGGAGCCGAGUACAGACGGCAGACAGUGACGAGCACCCCCUGCUGGAUCGAGCUGCAUCUGAACGGGCCCCUCCAGUGGCUGGACAAGGUUCUGACCCAGAUGGGCUCUCCCUCCGUACGCUGCUCCAGUAUGUCCUAAACCCAGCUCUCUGUCCUCUGCCCACCCCAAAACAAUCACAUCAAGCGACAACUCGAAGAACAACAGACUUACGAUGCCCCCCUCGCUCCUCUUUCUCUUUCAUAGUACUCGUGAGCCUUUCUUCUAUUCUCCUCUUCUCUAUCCUCUCGACACUGAUGUUCGGACCCGAACGCAGCACUUGCUGUCUCAUCAGCUUCAUGCACCUUUGAUUCUCUCUUGUUUUCUUUCAUAAACCCUCAAUAUUAAAUGUAUUAGUAGUAGAA